AAGUCAAGCUUGCUGCAUCAUAUUCCUAAGUACCAUGGGCUGUCCAUGGAAGAUCCAAACAAGCAUUUGAAGGAGUUUGAAGUUGUAUGCUCAAGCAUGACACCCAUUAAUGUUGAUGGGAAUAUUUUGAAGAUGAAAGCUUUUCCAUUCUCUCUUGUGGAAAAGGCUAAGGAUUGGCUUUAUGAAUUGGCACCCGGGACAGUGACUUCUUGGGAAAGCAUGAAGAGAGCGUUCUUGGAGAAGUUUUUCCCUACUUCAAGAGUCAUUCUCUUGAGGAAGAAAAUUAGCGGAAUCCAACAAAGUCAAGGAGAAUCUUUUCCGGCAUACUAUGAGCAUUUUAAAGCCCUUGUUGCAUCAUGUCCUCAACAUCAAAUGAAGGAGGAGCUUCUUCUUCAAUACUUCUAUGAGGGCCUUCUUCCCAUUGAAAGGCAAAUGCUCGAUGCUUCGACGGGAGGUGCAUUGGUGGAUAAAACUCCUAUGGCAGCCAAGACCAAUCUGCCCAAUGUACCUUUUCCUCGCAGGUUCAUGCAGAAAAAAAAGGAAGAAAGCGAGAAGGACAUUCUUGAAACGUUCCGGAAGGUGCAAGUGAACAUACCGCUUCUCGAUGCAAUCAAACAGGUUCUAAAGUAUGCUAAAUUCCUCAAGGACCUAUGCAAUACAAAGAGAAGAAGGGCAAACAAAGAGGUAGUGAAGGUAAGCGAGAAUGUGUCCGCUGUUUUGCAACGUAAACUACCUACCAAGUGCAAAGACCCCGGUAGUUUCACGAUUCCUUGUUUGAUUGGACAUAAUCGUUUUGAACAUGCCAUGCUUGAUUUAGGUGCAUCCAUAAAUGUCAUGCCUUAUUCCAUUUAUGCAUCAAUGAACCUUGGUGAGUUAAAACAAGAUGGCGUUAUAAUUCAAUUGGCCGAUCGUUCUAACGCUUAUCCCAAGGGAGUCCUUGAGGAUGUUUUAGUGCAGGUCAAUCACCUUAUUUUCCCCGCAGAUUUCUAUGUUUUAGACAUGGAGGAUUCAAACCAUGCUCCAUCAUUGCCAAUCUUGCUAGGCCGUCCUUUCAUGAAAACAGCAAGAACAAAGAUUGAUGUGUAUACGGGAACAUUGACCAUGGAGUUUGAUGGGGACAUUAUUCAUUUUAAUCUUUCUGAAACCAUUAAACAUCCAAUUGAGGAUCAUUCUUGUUUUGCUAUUGAUAUUGUUGAUUCUUUGGCACAGGGAGUCUUGGCAACCCACGGUAUGCAAUCUGACCAUAUUGCCGUGCCCCCUUGUGAUGAAGUACUUGAAAUGGUCGCUGCCCUCGAGUCAUUGCCCUUCCACUCUGGUAAGUCUCCAAUCUCACUUUUAGAUUCGGUUUUGACUAACAAGUUACUUCCAUCAACUGUGCAGCCACCUACACUUGAGUUAAAGCCAUUACCUAGUCACUUGAAGUAUGUGUUCUUAGGCCAAGAUCAAACGCUACCCGUCAUCAUUUCAAACUUAAUCACGGCUCAAGAAGAAGACAAGUUGAUAAGGGUGUUAAAAGAGCACAAAUCUGCCAUUGGAUGGACUUUGGCGGAUAUCAAAGGCAUUAGUCCCACCACGUGCAUGCAUCGCAUCCUUUUGGAGGAGGAAGCCAAGCCAUCUCGUGAAGCUCAACGUCGCCUUAAUCCACCUAUGAUGGAAGUAGUGAAAAAGGAGGUUAUAAAAUUACUUGAUUGUGGUGUUAUAUAUCCUAUUUCUGAUAGUCGUUGGGUGUCACCUGUGCAGGUUGUUCCAAAGAAGUCUGGCGUCACAGUGGUGAAGAAUGAAGAACAAGAGCUUGUCCCCACUCGUGUUGUGACUGGCAUUGAAGUAGAUAAAUCUAAGGUAGACCUUGUUCGCCACUUACCCUCUCCAACUUCGGUUAGAGAGGUUCGUUCGUUUCUUGGCCACGCAGGUUUUUAUAGGCGUUUCAUUAAGGAUUUCUCCAAGAUUUCACAGCCACUAUGCCGGUUGCUUCAAAAAGAGGUGGUUUUCGAGUUUGAUGAAGCAUGCUCCACGGCAUUCAAGCACUUGAAGGAAGCUCUCACUUCGGCUCCUAUUAUCACACCUCCAGAUUGGAGCCUUCCAUUCGAGUUAAUGUGUGAUGCGUCGGACUAUGCCAUUGGUGCUGUUUUGGGACAGCGAAAGAACAAGCAACCCCACGUUAUCUAUUAUGCUUCUAGGACACUAAAUGAUGCUCAAUUAAAUUAUUCAACCACUGAGAAAGAAUUACUUGCUGUGGUUUUUGCAUUAGAUAAGUUCCGAUCUUACUUACUUGGUACUAAAGUUGUUAUUUUUACUGAUCAUGCAGCUCUCAAAUAUUUGCUCACGAAAAAGGAGGCCAAGCCUAGAUUGAUUCGAUGGAUGUUGCUUCUACAAGAGUUUGACAUUGAGAUUCGGGAUAAGAAGGGCGUGGAGAAUGUGGUGGCUGACCACCUAAGCCGAAUGGUGCAUGAGGAAGCAAUGCCAAUUUCUGAAACUUUUCCCGAUGAACAAUUAAUGUCUAUCCAGGUAAGUGAGCCUUGGUACGCAGAUUUGGUGAACUUUUUGGUGUCUAAACAUACCCCUAGCACACUUAAUAGGAAUCAAUGUGAUAAGCUUAGAAAGGAUGCUAGGUUUUAUGUUUGGGAUGACCCAUACCUUUGGAAAUUUUGUCCCGAUCAGAUUGUCCGACGUUGUGUGAAUGAAUCUGAGUUUCAAUCUAUUUUAACAUUUUGUCAUUCAUAUGCAUGUGGGGGACAUUUUGGCACCCAACGCACUGCCCUUAAAGUCUUAGAAUGUGGGUUUUAUUGGCCAACCAUCUUUAGGGAUGCUAGGACGUUUUGCCUUACAUGUGAUCGGUGUCAAAGAAUGGGUAAUAUAAAUGCUAAGGAUCAAAUGCCACAAACCCCUAUACUUUCUGUUGAAAUAUUUGAUGUGUGGGGCAUUGAUUUUAUGGGUCCUUUUCCUUCAUCACAUGGUUUUCUCUAUAUCUUGUUGGCGGUGGAUUAUGUUUCCAAAUGGGUGGAAGCAAAAGCCACCCGUACUAACGAUUCCAAGGUAGUUGCAGAUUUUGUGAAGUCUAACAUUUUUGCUAGGUUCGGAAUGCCUCGAGCUCUUAUAAGUGAUGGAGGCUCACAUUUCUGUAAUCGUACAAUUGAGGCCUUGCUCAAGAAGUACAACGUUACACAUAGGGUGUCCACACCCUAUCAUCCUCAAACAAGCGGGCAAGCCGAGGUGUCGAAUCGGGAGAUAAAACAGAUUCUUGAGAAGACAGUGGGUCCAACAAGAAAAGAUUGGAGCUUAAGGCUAGAAGAUGCAUUGUGGGCUUAUAGGACCGCCUACAAAACACCCAUAGGAAUGUCCCCCUUUCGGCUUGUUUAUGGCAAGCCAUGUCACUUACCUGUGGAGUUGGAGCACAAGGCUCAUUGGGCCGUGAGGAAGUUCAACAUGGAUGUGGAUGCAGCGGGAAUUCAUCGUAAGCUUCAAUUGAAUGAACUUGAGGAGAUACGGAAUGAAGCUUAUGAGAAUGCUCGCCUUUACAAGGAAAAGACGAAGGCCUUUCAUGAUAAGAUGAUUCGCACCAAGUCCUUCUCUGUUGGACAGAAAGUGUUGUUGUUUAAUUCUCGUCUUCGUCUAUUUCCGGGUAAGUUACGUUCACGUUGGAUUGGACCCUUUGUUAUUACUAACGUUUUUCCUCAU
This is a messenger RNA of Pyrus x bretschneideri (Chinese white pear), 3675 nucleotides long. RefSeq lists its product as uncharacterized. Gene Ontology annotation, biological process: DNA integration. NCBI's taxonomy places the organism in Eukaryota, Viridiplantae, Streptophyta, Magnoliopsida, Rosales, Rosaceae. Gene Ontology annotation, molecular function: nucleic acid binding. The record is from RefSeq and is a predicted model, not a curated record.